Molecule: messenger RNA, 1691 nt
Organism: Sesamum indicum (sesame)
Lineage: Eukaryota; Viridiplantae; Streptophyta; Magnoliopsida; Lamiales; Pedaliaceae
Source: RefSeq, a predicted model, not a curated record
UAAAAAAUGCAGACUCCCGUAGCAUUGGGAGAAUUUUCUUUCAAUGUAAAUUGUCAAAGUGGGAGAGCCUUGGAUUGAACAAAGAGAGAGAAACUAGAAAGCACCUUGAGGCUUGAGGAAAGCUUUCUAAUUAUGGAUCCUUCCUUUUAGGGCAGCCCUAUUUCCCAACAUCCUCCAUGAAAAUGUAGUUUCCUCCACACAAAUUAAAUUUAAUUUCCUAAAUUUCCAUGCAAUUCUUUUCUGACACAGAAAAAAUUCCAGCAAGAAUUUUCCAUUUGUUUUUCAUGUGGAAAUCAAAUCUGUUUCAUGCCUAAAUUCUUUCCUAUAUGCCAUAUUUGUUCUUUGUAUGAAUAUCUUCAUAAAUUCAACCAAGUGGUGUGGAUCCUAUGUACAUCACAAUGCACCAUCAAAUCCUCAGAAGAUCUCCUGUCCUGAGGUAAAACAAAAUGUGGGCUUCCUGUUUGCGGAAUGUUCCCAAUGAAGAAAUUUUCAUGUUGGCAUCAUUUAGUGGCCUUGUCAAUUCUCCUUAUGCAAUCCCCACUUUUCCUUCAUCAACUUUGUCUAUUUGCAUUGAAAUUUUAUCAAGAUUAACAUUUCUCCUCCGUUAGAAGAGGAUCAGAAAGCAUAACAUUAAUGGAUUAUUCCAGCGGCACGAGGUCUCAAUCAUUGUCAUCUUCUCAACCACCCUCUGCUCAAAUUAAGGAUCCCCUGGCACAAAAGACACCACAAACGACGGUGACGUGCGUGUAUCAGACUCAUAUUGCAGGUUUUUGGCGUAAUGCGACGGUGUUGUGGAGCAAGAACCUCAUGAAUCACUCUUUGAGCAUAUCUGUCGAUAGUGCGGAGCAAGAAACCGCUUCUAUGUGCAAAAUCGACCUUAAACCUUGGCAUUUUUGGGCCAAGAAAGGGUACAAGACUUUUGAGGUUGAUGGGAACCAACUGGAGGCCUAUUGGGACUUGAGAUCGGCAAAAUUUUCAGGCAGCCCGGAGCCCUCAGCUGAUUUCUAUGUUGCACUCGUUUCUGACGAAGAAGUAGUUUUAUUGUUAGGUGACCAAAAGAAAAAGGCCUACAAGAGAACAAGAGCAACUCCUGCCCUUGUUGAUGCUAUGAUGUUUUACAAGAAGGAAAAUGUUUUUGGCAAGAAAUCUUUCUCCACAAGGGUUAAGUUUGACGAGAGGAAACGCGAGCAUGAGAUAGUGGUUGAGAGCUCAACGACGGGGCCCAGGGAUCCCGAAAUGUGGAUUAGCAUAGAUGGGAUUGUGCUGAUACACAUUAAGAAUUUGCAGUGGAAAUUCAGGGGUAAUCAGACUGUACAAGUGGACAAGCAGACGGUGCAAGUGUUCUGGGAUGUGCAUGCUUGGUUGUUUUGUGCCCCCGGAUCGAACUAUGGACUGUUCAUAUUCAAAUCAGGUGACCCCGAUGCGGAUAGCGAUGGCGACGACAGCAGUCGAGGUGAUGAUAGUGAAUGUAGUGGCAAUAGCAGGUAUUACUCAACACAGAGCUAUUCAAAAGGCACACAGUUCUGUCUGUUUCUUUAUGCAUGGAAGAUUGAGUGAGGAAAUGAGAAAAUUUCUAAGUACUCAAAUGACGGGAUCUUCUGGGAUUUGUACAUGUAACAGUUUGUUGGGAAUGACAGUCCCCACUUUCUUGUUGAUAUAUAUAUGUAUUAUCAUGUCCUAUUUUUACCUCA